This is a messenger RNA of Papilio polytes (common Mormon), 1086 nucleotides long. Its product is annotated as unc-112-related protein-like. The record is from RefSeq and is a predicted model, not a curated record. Gene Ontology annotation, cellular component: cell-substrate junction. Gene Ontology annotation, molecular function: integrin binding. The annotation marks the transcript as partial. NCBI's taxonomy places the organism in Eukaryota, Metazoa, Arthropoda, Insecta, Lepidoptera, Papilionidae. Gene Ontology annotation, biological process: cell-matrix adhesion; integrin-mediated signaling pathway. The transcript has 2 exons.
GUUAUAUUUGAAUUCCAGUUCACCCAGCGGGUGCUGGAGAGCCACGCGAACGUGAAGGAGCUGCCGCUGCUGGAGGCGAAGCUGCAGUACAUCCGCACGUGGCAGAACCUGGCGGAGUACGGCCAGACGCUGUUCGUGGUGCGCUUCAUGGGCCACCGCAAGGACGAGGUCAUCAGCGUCGCCAACAACCGCCUCAUGCGCCUCGACCCCGCCACCGGCGACCACAUCAAGACCUGGAGAUACAGCACCAUGAAGGCAUGGAACGUGAAUUGGGAGAUAAAGCAUAUGAUGGUGCAAUUCGAGGAGGGGAAUAUAAUAUUCUCGGUGCAGUCUGCGGACUGUAAGGUGGUGCACGAGUUCAUAGGAGGGUACAUCUUCCUCUCCAUGCGUUCUAAAGACGCCAACCAGACCCUGGAUGAGGAACUGUUCCACAAACUGACGGGAGGUUGGACGUAAGAUUGUAAAAUAUAUCGAGAGAAUCUUCAAGGAUUCUCUUCGUGAUUUAAUGUUUGAUUUUUUAUCUUGUCUAUGGAUAUUUUUGUUAUUUGACAUGAAUUGCUGAGAAUUCUAAAAGCGACGUUUUUUUUAUCAUAUAUUUAAAAAACUCACCUACAAGUCGACUCUAAGAUACUAAAAAUGUAUUAAUAUUAAAAUUUUAAAGUAGUGCUUCCAAUUUUACGAAAUUUUUAGUCUGACCAAUAAUAAAAAAAAAUUGCGUAAUAUGAAACUAAUUUCUUUGUGUAUAUUAAAAAUUGAUUUAAUAAAGAAAUCGAUUAAAUCGCCCUGGAUUUUUUUAUUUUUGGUUAGACUAUAAAUGUCAAAUAUUUCGAUAGCUACACAAAAAAAUCUGAAUCGCUUUAUCGCCUUAUAAAUUAUAUUUAAAAGUAAAUUUUUAAAAAGUAGAUUUAAGUGGAAUGCGAUAUAAAAGAGCUUUUUUAAUAGAUUUAUACAAAUUAGUUAUUUAAGAUUAUUUACGCUAUUUUCUAUUUAUAAAAAAAGGACUUAAAAAACAUUAGUAUUUGCAAACAGGAAAGGAACAAACUAAAAUUCGUCUUUUAACGUGCCUUUACGAAACGCAACAAUAUU